This is a messenger RNA of Ostrea edulis (European flat oyster), 940 nucleotides long. RefSeq names its product tetraspanin-18-like. The record is from RefSeq and is a predicted model, not a curated record. Lineage: Eukaryota; Metazoa; Mollusca; Bivalvia; Ostreida; Ostreidae. The coding region runs from base 1 to 924 and encodes 307 amino acids. Gene Ontology annotation, cellular component: membrane. The transcript is spliced from 8 exons.
AUGGAUGAGUAUGAGGUGAUUGGGGUGACCUGCUGUACAGCUUGCUUGUUUCUCCGGUUUGACACGGUGUAUAUUAAGCGAAUUCUGCUUUCUCACUUAUUCCCUGUUGUGACGGAUCUUGGACAGAUCUUCCGUGACACAGGUUAUGAUGUUAGAGCUGUUAUUCAGGACUAUGAUACGACAAAAGUUCUCCAUGGAAUGGCUCUGGUCUUUCUUGUCAUCACGUUUGCUAUUCUACUUCCGGUUGUAUUUGGCAUUUCUGGUAUCUGUAGCAACAAAACUUGGCUUUUAGCUAGUAAUAUUGUCGUUUUGGGAAUUCUUGUGAUUACUCAAACCGCCCUCAUCAUCACGUGUGCACUUCGUGCCGAUAUUGUGAAGGGAUGGCUGAGAAGUCCUCUGAAGAUGUCCCUACAGACUCAGUACAGAGGAGAUGUAGCUAUGGACUCUGUAUCCGUCACAUGGAACCUGGUGAUGAUCAAAUUUUCCUGUUGUGGCGUAGAUAGCGGGAGGGAUUUUGAAUUUUCUCGAUUCAAUCGUGAUUUUACGUUGAAAGUCUUUAAUCAGACAGUGUUGCUAAGCAACUUGCAGACACCUUUAGCCUGUUGCAGUAGUGCUUCGAGGACGACAUUUUAUGAACCCGGUGCAUGCGCAAAGUAUCCCAUCCAGCGAGAGCUUACCCAUUAUUUUGAGGGCUGUCUGGACAAGAUCUGGAGAUAUGUCUCCCAGUAUUCCGAUACCCUAAUACUGUCUGCGGUCGGAGUCUGCGCAUUAGAGGUGUUACAGGCAGUUUUGGCGUGUGUUUAUGUGGAAUGUUUAAAACGAGACCGGAAGGACCAGAGAAGACGAUCAUUGAGAACUUACAGAAAAGGAAGUGAUUUUUUCUUUCCUUCAUUAGCGGAGGAGGAGAGCGAAAUAAAAUAUUAACAACUUUACAAUACAA